CCACGACAUGUCGGACGAGGAGGUCAAGAGCAGCGAGCCCACGGCGGGCGUGGCGAUGGUCUCGGGCAGCAUCAGCCUCCCGUCCGCCGAGGAGAACACGCUGGACGAGCCCGUGUCCACCACCAUCCUCCGCGACCUGCGGCUCGUGGGCGGCAAGCUGCGCGUGGUGCUCAUGCCCAGCAACACGUCGGAGGAGACGCUCAAGGCGCUGCGGGACUGGGACCUGUGGGGCCCACUGCUGCUGUGUCUGACGCUGUCGAUUAUGUUGAGUGUGACGGCACCCGCGGCGCAGUCGGCGAUGGUGUUUACCGGUGUCUUUGUAGUGAUUUGGGUGGGCGCUGCGAUCGUCACUAUCAACGCACAGCUCCUGGGCAGCACCAUAUCGUUCUUCCAGAGCGUGUGCGUGCUCGGGUACUGCGUGUUCCCGCUGAACAUUGCGACGUUGGUGUGCAUGCUUGCCAAAGUGAUGGUCUCGCACAUCUUGCUGCGGUUGUUCGUCGUGGCGGUGGGCUUCCUCUGGUCUACGCGAGCCUCGGUCGUGUUCAUGUCCAAGCUGGUGCCGCCCAAGCGCAAGGCGCUCACUGUCUACCCAGUGCUGCUCUUCUACCUGUUCAUCAGCUGGAUGGUGCUCAUCCAAUAAGCCCAAGCGUACCAUAAGCUGCGUGC
Messenger RNA from Phytophthora sojae, 666 nucleotides. RefSeq lists its product as hypothetical. Gene Ontology annotation, cellular component: membrane; trans-Golgi network. The record is from RefSeq and is a predicted model, not a curated record. The coding region runs from base 8 to 640 and encodes 210 amino acids. NCBI's taxonomy places the organism in Eukaryota, Oomycota, Peronosporomycetes, Peronosporales, Peronosporaceae. Gene Ontology annotation, biological process: endoplasmic reticulum to Golgi vesicle-mediated transport. The transcript has 6 exons.